AGACCCGCGGUUCCCGGGCGGCCCCGGGCGGACGCUGCGUGAGGGCGCGCGAGGAGGCGCGGGGCGGCCCGCACGCGCCCCCGGCCGCCCCCUGCCCGUGAGCGCACCGGCCCAGCGCCGCCCCGGCGCGGGGAGCGCCGGCCGGGCUAGGGCGCGGGCGAUGCCGCGGUGACGGCCCCGCCAUGGCGAAGCCCCCGGCGGCGGCGGCGGCGGCGGCGUCGGAGGAGCUGAGCCAGGUGCCGGACGAGGAGCUGCUGCGCUGGAGCAAGGAGGAGCUGGCGCGGCGGCUGCGGCGCGCAGAGGGCGAGAAGGUGGGCCUCAUGCUGGAGCACGGCGGCCUGAUGCGCGACGUGAACCGGCGGCUGCAGCAGCACCUGCUGGAGAUCCGCGGCCUCAAGGACGUGAACCAGCGGCUGCAGGACGACAACCAGGAGCUACGCGAGCUCUGCUGCUUCCUCGACGACGACCGGCAGAAGGGGCGCAAGCUGGCGCGCGAGUGGCAGCGCUUCGGGCGCCACGCGGCCGGCGCCGUGUGGCACGAGGUGGCCCGCUCGCAGCAGAAACUGCGCGAGCUCGAGGCGCGCCAGGAGGCCCUGCUGCGUGAGAACCUGGAGCUCAAGGAGCUGGUGCUGAUGCUGGACGAGGAGCGCGCAGCGCUGGCGGGGGGUGGGGGCGGCGCGGGCGGCGGCGGCGGCGGCGGCGGCGCGGGCUCCCGCAGCUCCAUCGACAGCCAGGCCAGCCUGAGCGGGCCGCUGGCCGGCGGUGCGGCGGGCGCGGGGGCCCGCGACGUGGGCGACGGCAGCAGCACGUCGAGCGCGGGCAGCGGAGGCAGCCCGGACCACCACCACCACAUCCCGCCCCCGCUGCUGCCCCCCGGGCCGCACAAGGCCUCCGACGGCAAGGCAGUAGCCACGCGCAGAUCCCUGGACGACCUGUCGGCGCCACCGCACCACCGAAGCAUCCCCAACGGCCUGCACGAUCCCUCGUCCACCUACAUCAGGCAGCUGGAGACCAAGGUGAGGCUGCUGGAGGCUGAAAAGCCCCUCGUACAGCAGGCGGGCCCUGGAGAGUUCCGGACGCUGCGGAAAGGCUUCUCCCCAUACCACUCGGAGUCCCAGCUGGCAAGCCUCCCGCCCUCCUACCAGCACUCGCUGCAGAACGGCCCAGCUUGCACGGUACCUGAGCUGUCCUUGCCUCCCUCCGCUGGCUACAGCUCUGCGGGACAGAAGCCCGAGGCUGUUGUGCACGCCAUGAAGGUCCUGGAGGUGCACGAGAACCUGGACCGGCAGCUCCAGGACAGCUGUGAGGAGGACCUGAGUGAGAAGGAGAAGGCCAUCGUCCGUGAGAUGUGCAACGUGGUCUGGCGAAAACUAGGGGAUGCGGCCAGCUCCAAGCCCUCCAUCCGGCAGCACCUGUCUGGGAACCAGUUCAAGGGGCCUUUGUAGGGCUGCUUCUCUGUGGACGUGGACUGGCUCUGCAGGGCGCCCAGGAUGAGUUGCAGGCCCCUGUGUUUGUUUCCUGUGGUGAAUUGUACAUAGGACACUGCCCGCCGUGACCCGGCUCCCGUGGGUCCAGCACGCUGACAGCCGGGCCUCCGUCUCCCUCCUCACGCACCAGCACACGGAAGACGAGAGGCCGCCGGCCGUGCCCCAUGGCAGAGCGGCCCAAACAGCCUCGUCCCUGCGCUUGGGGCCCCGCUGCCGGGAGGCUGAAGGCUGUGUGGGGGCUCAGGGCCUGGCAUCCCAGGCUGGGCCCGGCCUUGGCCGAGGGGCACCUCAUCAAGCCUUCUACCCGCUGGCUGCUGCCCACACUGGACAGAGGCCACCGGCAGCUGGACCUGACACAAGGGGCACCCCUUCUCACCCAUCUGCGGCCUGAACCCCAGCUCACUGAGCCCGCGUCUGAGUCGUGGACAGGGAAGCUCAUGGCGUCUGUGGCUGGCUGGAGGCCCUGAGGCCCUUCCUCUGGCACCCCUGCCGCCCCGCCCCGUGCCCAGCUCCCUGCUGCUUGGUUUCAGGGUGCUUCCCCCAGCCCCGAACACAUCACUCGCUGCAGAGUCUCCCCUCCCACCCCGGGGCAGGUCAUGCCCUAGCUUUUUGGGUCCCUCCUGCCCAGGACCCGAGGCCUCUCCAUCUCAUGGUUUCACAUGAUGGGCCAGGGAGCUAGGAGGCUGUGUGGAGAGUCUCUGGGCCAAGCCCCACGCUCUCUCUCCAGAUGGGCAGCACCGGGCCGAGCUGGGCCUCUGGUGUCCCCCAGAGCCCAGCCCCAGCUGGGGUCACUGUGGACGGAGCUGCACGGGCUGGCCGGUGGGGGACUUCUGCCCUCUCUGGAAGGAGCCCGACCUGGCUCUGGCUUUAACUGGCUGUGUGACCUUCAGCAAGUCACUCAGCUUCUCCAGGCCCCUGGUGGGAAGACGAGGUCUCAGGUUCUUUGGGCCGUGCUCACCACCCGAGGCCACCAGCUGGGUUCAGCCCGGGCCUCCGUCGCGGCCCGCACGCCCGGGUGCUCCCCCCUGCUGCAGAAGUCACUGCUGGCUGGGCCGGACAGAGCCAGGGACCGAGCGGGGUCCACUGCCUUGCUGCCUCUUCACAGGUGCUGCCACCUCCCCUCUCUGAGCCUCAGUGUCCUCCACUGAGAAGGGACAGCCUCAGGCCCUCUUCGUGGGGCUCGGGAUCAAAUGAGACCUUCCGUGUAAAUGACCAUAUACAAACUACAGAUGAGAUAGAGAAAUGUUGAAAUUGCUGAGGAAGGUGAGGCCCAGAGGGUGGGUGGUCGGGGCACAUUACAGACGAGCUCACGGAUGCUGGGAAGUCGGGGCGGCCACUGGCCGUGAUGGCUGCUCGCUCCCGCCACCUCCGCUGGCUGGUGGGGCUUGGCUCCAUGCCUCAAGCACUCGAAGAGCCCAGGAGGCCACUUUUGCAGCGGGCAGGCCUCACCCAGGCCCGCACGAGGGACGGGGGCCAGGCGAGGGGAUGGGGGAGGCCACCCUGUUCCUAGAGCCCCAGGGGGGACUUUGUGCCAUUCCCACCGCCUGUUGGUCAUCGGCGCCCGUGGGUGAGUCGUACACUCUCAGGGGAAAGGCUUAUAGCCCUCCUUGUGCCCAGGGAAUGCUAAGUGGGUGCUGGUGGCAGCAACAGGCAUGUUCCUCUUGCCCUGGGUGUUACAGGGACCUCUGGGCUCUCCCUGAAGGGAGCUUGCCAGCAGGUCAGGUGGUGAGCUCCCUCUCACUAGGGGUGUGCAUCGAAAGCUAGGGAACAUCCUUGGUCAUGGUACCAAGUAGUUCUUGCCCUAGUGGGCAGUGAGCUGGGGGACAGAGGCUCCCCUCUGGAUCUUGGGAGUCCAAAGAACCACAGAGCAGCCCGAGGUGCAGGGGUGGGUCCAUUUUGGGUGGAAGCCACAUCUGGGAGCCCAUUUGUCAUGUCUGGAUCAGGCCGGCCUGGCCACCACUGAACAUAAGCAAUAAAUCAGGGCCCUGGUAUCUGCAGAUCUCCUGCACACUGGCCCAGAGAAGAACAGCUUCGAAGGGACCGUCCCUGCCUCGGGAAGGUGACCCUGUCCGUCAUGCUGUGGGGUACCUGGGGGUCAGGUGGGGCGUUUCUGCCUGGAUCCUCCUGUGCGCCACACAGGCAGCAGAGCCAGGCGCAGACCUCUCCUUCCCACCGCUGCUCGUGUUCCUGAGCCAAGUGCGUGGGGAUGGCUUUCAAGGACAGAACUGCACCCGUGACAGUCAUCUA
Messenger RNA from Enhydra lutris kenyoni (northern sea otter), 3734 nucleotides. RefSeq names its product coiled-coil domain containing 85C. Gene Ontology annotation, cellular component: apical junction complex. Lineage: Eukaryota; Metazoa; Chordata; Mammalia; Carnivora; Mustelidae. The transcript has 6 exons. The coding region runs from base 183 to 1445 and encodes 420 amino acids. The record is from RefSeq and is a predicted model, not a curated record.